Arctia plantaginis is the source of this 2094-nucleotide messenger RNA. The record is from the annotation of a GenBank genome assembly. NCBI's taxonomy places the organism in Eukaryota, Metazoa, Arthropoda, Insecta, Lepidoptera, Erebidae.
AUGGAAGGCGUCUUAUUAAACUUGCCGUUGCUUUUCGAUCGACCCAAUGAGCCUAUGAUAACUCCGAAAGGAGAUGACAAGGCUCUAUUCGAACUUACAGAAGAGUUUUUGCCUCCGGGAUACGAGAACAAUGGCGUCGAAUUGAAUAACCGUUUCGGUGACGACGUAGACAUCUCAAGAAAGAUCCCGAUCGAAAACUUAAAACGUAAAGUGAACUUCAAAACUGCGACGCAACUGCCUGUCGAUUCGGAUUUUUCGCUUUUCUUGCCGAAACACCAGGAGAUGGCCACUGAGGUCAUUGAUGUACUUAUGAAUGUUCCUGAAAACGAGCUACAACAAUUCCUGUCAACAUGUGUCUUUGCCAGAUCCAAUCUGAACCCUCAACUGUUCAACUACUGCUUUUCGGUAGCUUUGAUGCAUCGGAGGGACACCAGACAGGUGCCAGUCACGAACUUUGCAGAGUCUUUCCCCGCAAAAUUCAUGGACUCGCAAGUGUUCCAAAAGGCUCGUGAAGUAGCAGCCGUUCUCCCGCGAAACGUGCCACGUACGCCAAUCAUCAUUCCAAGAGAUUACACAGCAACAGACCUUGAAGAAGAGCAUCGCCUGGCCUAUUGGCGCGAAGACUUGGGUAUCAAUCUUCACCACUGGCACUGGCAUUUGGUAUAUCCGUUUGCCGCGAGCCAGAGGGAAAUCGUGGCUAAAGAUCGACGAGGAGAGCUAUUCUUCUAUAUGCACAGCCAAAUGAUUGCUCGCUACAACGGAGAGCGUCUUAACAAUGCUCUGAAGAGAGUUAAGAAGUUCAGCAACUGGAGGGAACCCAUCCCAGAGGCAUACUACCCCAAGCUCGACAGUCUGACAUCUUCCCGUGGAUGGCCUCCACGACAAGCCAACAUGUCAUGGCAAGACCUGAAUCGUCCUGUUGACGGUUUACUCGUUACUAUCGACGAUAUGGAACGCUGGAGGAGGAACAUCGAGGAAGCUAUUGCUACAGGCCGUGUGACUAACGCUGACGGAAGCACGCGGCCAUUAGAUAUAGACACACUGGGCAAUAUGUUGGAAGCUAGCAUUCUUUCACCAAACAGAGAGCUCUACGGCAGCAUCCACAACAACGGACACAGCUUCUCCGCAUACAUGCACGACCCUCAACACCGAUACCUGGAAUCAUUCGGUGUAAUUGCUGACGAAGCCACAACUAUGCGCGAUCCAUUCUUCUACCGUUGGCACGCAUGGAUCGAUGACACCUUCCAAAGACACAAGGAAUCACCAUAUGUCAGACCAUAUACUCGUUCAGAGCUUGAAAACCCCGGUGUCCGAGUUACAUCGAUAGCUAUUGAAAACGACGAUAAUCAACCGAAUACUCUGACCACGUUCUGGAUGUCCAGCGACGUUGACCUAUCGAGAGGAUUGGACUUCUCCGAACGUGGACCGGUUUACGCACGGUUUACCCACCUUAACCACAGGCCAUUCCGUUAUGUUAUCAAGGUGAACAACACCGGCUCCGCGCGUCGCACUACUGUUCGUAUCUUCAUCGCUCCGAAGUUUGAUGAACGUAACUUAGCGUGGGCCCUCGCCGAUCAAAGAAAGAUGUUCGUUGAAAUGGACAGAUUCAUAAUACCAUUGAAUGCCGGCGAAAAUACUAUCACUAGACUUUCUACCCAGUCUUCCGUGACCAUUCCAUUUGAGCAAACGUUCCGUGACCUAUCGGCUCAAAGCGGAGACGCACGCAGACCAGGUCUAGCUGCCUUUAAUUUCUGCGGAUGUGGCUGGCCUCAACACAUGCUAGUUCCAAAGGGCACCGAGGCCGGUGCUACUUACCAGUUUUUCGUAAUGCUUUCGAACUAUGAGUUAGACAGCCUUGAGGAAAAUUCAAACGUCGAGAGCACAUGCGUGGAAGCUUCUAGUUUCUGUGGUCUGAGGGACAGGAAGUACCCAGACCGUCGCGCAAUGGGCUUCCCCUUUGACAGACCUUCCAGUACUGCCGCGAACAUUGAGGACUUUAUAUUACCAAAUAUGGGACUUCAGGACAUCACUAUUCGUCUCAGGAACGAAACUGUCCAAAAUCCUAGGAAUCCGGCUCCCCAGGCUGCACAGUAG